Daldinia vernicosa is the source of this 1523-nucleotide messenger RNA. RefSeq names its product mitochondrial triosephosphate isomerase. Gene Ontology annotation, biological process: glyceraldehyde-3-phosphate biosynthetic process; glycerol catabolic process; glycolytic process. Bases 374 to 1174 code for a protein of 266 amino acids. NCBI's taxonomy places the organism in Eukaryota, Fungi, Ascomycota, Sordariomycetes, Xylariales, Hypoxylaceae. The transcript has a single exon. Gene Ontology annotation, molecular function: triose-phosphate isomerase activity. Gene Ontology annotation, cellular component: cytosol. The record is from RefSeq and is a predicted model, not a curated record.
AAGGGACCAUACAUAUCUUCGGUGACUGUUGACAUAUUAUUUUCGGAAUUUGGGAUUAAGUAAUGCAUUAGCUGUAUAACAUAUGAUCUCAUAAGACAGACAAGUCAGGAACUCACAUGUAAGUAAACCUGUAGCUUAAGAGGUACCUGCGUACAUGUACAAUACCUAAGAAAGAUUCUAGGUUAGAGGUAACUCUCGAACCCACAUACCGGAUUUCCAGAUUCAACACUAUAAAGCCGCCUCGCUAAUCUCGACAACUUUUACAUGUAACCCGUAAUCCUGUUUAUUUUAACGCCUCUCUUCGAAUUUAGCCUCAAACCAAAAUCGAUAAUUGUUACACUACAUUACAUUAUAUUAUUACAUCACACCAACCAUGACCUCACCCGCACCCGCACCCACACCCCGUCGCCGCAUCGUCGGUGUCUCCACAAAGAUGUACUUCUCUGCCACCCGGACAAAGCAAUACGUCGACGAGCUACUGCAAAUCCUCUCUUCCCCUUCAACCCCCCUAAACAACAUCGACAUCUUCAUAAUUCCCGACCACAUAACCCUCACCUCCGUCAUCACCCAACUCCAACACUCCCCCUCCCCCAUUCCCAUCCUCCCCGGUGCCCAAGAUGCCUUCUACGAAGACACCGGCGCCUACACUGGUGAAGUAUCUCCUACUGUCCUCGCCGAAGUAGGCUGCCGCAUCGUAGAACUAGGCCACGCCGAGCGCCGCCGUAUCUUCGGCGAAACAGACGCUGAUACAGCGCGUAAAGCGGCGGCCGCGGCACGGAACGGUUUAAUCCCGUUAAUCUGCAUAGGGGAGCGCUCCAAGGCAGACGGGGAAGCAGGUGUUAGAGUCGCCAUUGACGAAUGCAGAACGCAAGUCGAAGCUGUGCUCGCCGCGCUCCCUACCACCGCGGAGGUGGUAUUAGCUUACGAGCCCGUCUGGGCGAUCGGUGCGGCGGAGCCCGCGGGCGCGGAGCACGUGGUUGCUGUUACGCGGGCGAUCCGGGGCCUGGAGUGUGUGCGGAGUCGGAAGGGGAGCACGAGGAUCCUGUAUGGGGGGAGUGCUGGGCCGGGGCUUUUCGCACGGCUGAAGGAUGGGGUGGACGGGCUGUUUUUGGGACGGUUUGCGCAUGAUCCGGCGCAAUUUUACAAGACGAUUGUGGAGGUGGCUACGGCGUGAUGUAUACCCACCUGGACAGGGGGAGAGAAGCGGUGAUGGUAAUAUCUCUGGAGCGUUCGUAGAUACCGUCGAUAUAUGUUGUCAAACGCUAUAAACAUAUUCCAACAAAAUCCAAACCAAUCGAGACUAAUGACUUAAUAUGAAUGAGGCGCGAUUUACAGCGCGCCCCCCCUGAAUGAAAAAGUUCAAUUAUAGAGUGUCGUCGUCGCGCCUCUAUAUAACACACGCGACGCGAUCUAGAAUCCUGACAAGUGCUCCGUCGCCCAUGUAUACAUCGCUUGGCGAACUGAAGCAAAGAUCAGACAGUAAAUGACCUAUGGUAUCUUACAUCAAGUCAUAAGACCAGCCA